CUCCGGUUCCGUUACAGCCAGCGCGCAACCAUGAAGACCCGUCUCGGCGCUGCUCCAUUGCUAGUUACCUCGGGGCUUCCGGGCCCCGAGAGGCAGUGGUGGAUAGACCGAUGAUGCGACUUCUGAUCAAAACUCGACUUUGAUUUCGUUGCUAGGGUCUAUCCUCACUCAUUCCUUAACCCACUUCCUUCAAGAUGGGAGCCUACCGCUACGUGCAGGAGCUCUACCGCAAGAAGCAGAGCGAUGUGAUGCGCUACCUGCUGCGUGUCCGCGUCUGGCAGUACCGCCAGAUGACCAAGUUCCACCGCGCCCCGAGGCCGACCCGCCCCGACAAGGCUCGCCGCCUGGGAUACAAGGCCAAGCAGGGCUUCUCGAUCUUCCGCGUGCGCGUCCGCCGCGGAGGCCGCAAACGCCCGGUCGCCAAGGGUUGCACCUACGGCAAGCCCAAGUCGCACGGAGUGAACCAGCUGAAGCCGUACCGUUGUCUGCAGUCCGUCGCUGAGGAACGCGUCGGCCGCCGCGUCGGUGGACUCCGCGUGCUCAACUCGUACUGGGUGGCGCAGGAUGCCGCGUACAAGUACUACGAGGUCAUCAUGGUCGACACCGCCCACAACGCGAUCCGCCGCGACGCCAAGGCCAACUGGAUCUGCAACGCGGUGCACAAGCACCGUGAGCUGCGUGGCCUCACCUCGGCCGGCAAGAGCAGCCGUGGGCUGGGCAAGGGCUACCGGUAUGCGCAAACCAUCGGAGGAUCGCGCCGGGCGUGCUGGCGCCGCCGCAACCGCCUGCACAUGCGCCGUUACCGUUAAGCUGCUGGGGUGGUUUCGUGUACCGCUGUGUCCGGGUUUUGAUAUCUGUGUAAGGAUAAAUAA
Messenger RNA from Culex pipiens pallens (northern house mosquito), 872 nucleotides. It is a transcript of the gene RpL15, whose product is annotated as 60S ribosomal protein L15. Gene Ontology annotation, biological process: cytoplasmic translation. Gene Ontology annotation, molecular function: RNA binding; structural constituent of ribosome. NCBI's taxonomy places the organism in Eukaryota, Metazoa, Arthropoda, Insecta, Diptera, Culicidae. Bases 195 to 809 code for a protein of 204 amino acids. The transcript is spliced from 2 exons. The record is from RefSeq and is a predicted model, not a curated record. Gene Ontology annotation, cellular component: cytosolic large ribosomal subunit; ribosome.